Messenger RNA from Rotaria sp. Silwood2, 525 nucleotides. Lineage: Eukaryota; Metazoa; Rotifera; Eurotatoria; Philodinida; Philodinidae. The record is from the annotation of a GenBank genome assembly.
AUGGGUUUAUUUAAUAGUGGAAAAAAUGAUAAAGUUGAAAAAGUAAACAAAUAUGAACGACAUUAUAAUGUUCCAUCAAGUUCUUCUCAUCGUCGUUCAUCAAAACAUCGUUCUCAUCAAGGUGAAAACGGUGUUAGAGCUAUGUCUCAACCACCAUUAAUGCGUAUUGCUGCUGGUUAUUAUCCAUCAUCUAGUGUUUUUCCUCCACCUCUUAUUGCUCCAAUGGCUCCUAAUGUUAUACCUCAAGUUCGAUAUCCAAUAUCACAAUUUGAUUUAAGCAAAUAUCCAUCGCCAACAACAUAUUCAGUUAAUCCAUUUGCUGCUGCUACUGGUGGUGGUGGCGGUGGUGGUGCUGCUGCUGCUGGUCAAAUGACACCAAUGAAUGUCAAUAAUCUUUGGAAUAAUGGAAUGGGAUUCGUUAAUAAUCGAUCGGCUUUUCAACAACCAUUAAACGAUUAUCAACAAUCUGGUUGGCCUUUAAUAACCCCAUCAUAUAAUGGAUAUAUGCCACCAAUGCAAUUUUAA